ACCCAAUGUUGAGUCACUUCUUGUAUAGAAUUGAUUACAAGUUUUAAUUGAAUUGAAAUUAACGUUAAAUUGUUAUUAAUUUUUCAACACUUUUACGAGUGAUUUGUCAACAAUUUGUUUAUUAAAUUGUUUUAUAUUUAGACGUGAAUUGCAAUUGAAUUAAUAGUUUUAUUCAAUUUGUUUGCAUAACAUGUAAUAACUUUGUUAUUAAUCGCGAUAUAUAUAUUAAUAUAUAUAUGAUAUACUAUAAGGACAUCAUAAACACAAAUAAGUGAUUUAAAUACAAAUCAAACAAUAAGUAAAGGAAAGGGAGAACUCUGAGGAACGUUUGAGUACAACAAUGAGUGUCUCAUUUGCCUCUCUUUCAUCACUUCAGUCACAAAUUCAAUUGUUGACCCCAUUGACCACAUAUUUGGCCACUUUAUUGAAUGGCAAACGAUGUCAUCUUCAUGUGAAACGAAAUGACCAAAUAAGUGAUGAAUCACUUAGAGGUGAAGCCUUAGAUGAAGCACUUAAUGUAGUAAAUGAUAUGUUUUCCGAUGAAAAGUCGAGAAAACUAUUGUUAAAUAAGUUAAGUUGUAAUACAAUUAACAACAAUUGUUAUAAGAGUCAAAUCACCAAAGUUUUAGUCAAUAAGAUUUUUGUUGUCAAACGAGAACCACUUCAAUGGCUUACAUCUCAUAUAUCAUACGCCAGUUUUGAUGAAAACAAAUAUAACAAAAAGUCAUCAGAAUAUCGAUUAUUUUCGAGAUGUAUUUCAUUGUCAACUCUUAAUAAUUACACUCAAAUUCGUACAUUUAAGACAAAGUCGACUGGUUUUACAGGAUUGGGUAGCGGUUCCAAAGGUAAACACACUCAAGACAGAGAUGAAACAUCAUUAGGAAACAUGAAAUUGGGUUCAAUUUUUGGUAUUAAUAAAGAAAAAAGUGUUUCACCAGAAAAUGAUAAAAUGAAAGAAUUUCUCAACGAAGAGAACAUGACUAUCAAUGAAAAGGACAAACUUAAGAUUGCUUUCGCUGAGGGGUAUUUAGCAGCAGAACCGCGAUCUAAAACAUCGUCUAAAUUAAAAGUUUUUACAAUAUUUCGUGACUUAAUGGGAAUUGUUUUGAUUAUUGCAAUACUGUUCUCAUUUAUGGGUGGAUCAUUUCGACGAGUUCUCAUCGGUGGCUCAAAUGAAGUGCAUCCCGAAGAUAUUGAUGUAACAUUCGAUGACGUCAAAGGAGUCGAUGAAGCAAAACAAGAACUUCAAGAAAUUGUUGAAUUUCUUAAAGAUCCCGAAAGGUUUUCAAUUUUAGGCGGAAAACUGCCAAAAGGUGUGCUUCUAGUUGGUCCUCCAGGAACUGGAAAAACAUUGUUAGCCAGAGCUGUUGCUGGCGAGGCUGGUGUUCCAUUCUUUCAUGCGGCCGGACCUGAAUUUGAUGAGAUACUUGUCGGACAGGGAGCUCGUCGUGUUCGUGACCUCUUUAGUACGGCUAAAAUGAAGGCCCCGUGUGUUGUGUUCAUUGAUGAGAUUGACUCAGUCGGUGCUAAACGAAGUAAUUCAGUGUUACAUCCAUACGCUAAUCAAACAAUCAAUCAAUUGUUGACCGAAAUGGACGGAUUUCGACAAAACGAAGGCGUUAUUGUUUUAGGCGCAACCAAUAGACGCGACGAUUUAGAUAAAGCAUUACUAAGACCGGGACGUUUCGAUGUCGAAGUUCAAGUGCCUGUCCCUGACUUUCACGGCAGGAAAGAAAUUCUUCAGUUAUACUUAUCUAAAGUUAAAUAUUCUAGUGAUGUAAACAUUGAUAUGUUAUCGCGUGGAACCACUGGUUUCACGGGAGCCGACUUAGAAAAUCUGGUCAAUCAGGCGGCGCUCAGAGCGGCUAUUGACGGGCAGACUUCAGUUGAUAUGAAGUAUUUAGAAAACUCAAGAGACAAAAUACUUAUGGGUCCCGAAAGGAAAAGUCGAAUACCAGAUGAAGAAGCAAAUGUUAUUACAGCUUAUCAUGAGGGAGGACAUGCAUUAGUUGCUCAUUUCACUAAAGACGCCCAUCCUAUACAUAAAGUUACUAUCGUUCCGCGCGGACCUUCUUUAGGACAUACGGCUCAGUUGCCCGAUAAGGAACACUUCUUCACUACUAAAUCUCAAAUGUUAGCCCAAAUGGAUACACUUAUGGGUGGCAGAGCUGCUGAAGAAAUAAUAUUUGGCUCCGAGAAAAUAACUACAGGUGCUUACGAUGACCUAAAGAAAGCUACUAAUUUGGCCACACAUAUGAUCAAAGACUAUGGAAUGUCUGAUAAGAUAGGCGUUCGUACCUUUGAAGACGAUCACAACUCAUUAGUCGUAGUCAAUGAUUUGGCCGCCUCUACGUCUGAAAACAUAGAUUCAGAGAUCAAGAAAAUGCUUCAGGAUUCCUAUGAAAGGGCAAAGAAUAUUCUGAAGACUCACAACAGAGAACACAAACUAAUAGCUGAAGCUCUUAUUAAAUAUGAGACUUUAAAUGCUGAUGACGUUAAAAAUAUUUUGAUGAAAUAA
Molecule: messenger RNA, 2518 nt
Organism: Oppia nitens
Lineage: Eukaryota; Metazoa; Arthropoda; Arachnida; Sarcoptiformes; Oppiidae
Gene: YME1L
Product: ATP-dependent zinc metalloprotease YME1L-like
Exons: 9
Coding region: 341-2518 (725 amino acids)
Biological process (GO): mitochondrion organization; protein quality control for misfolded or incompletely synthesized proteins
Cellular component (GO): mitochondrial inner membrane
Molecular function (GO): ATP hydrolysis activity; ATP binding; ATP-dependent peptidase activity
Source: RefSeq, a predicted model, not a curated record